UGAUGCAAAUAGAACAUGAAAGUGAAAGUGCCGAAAUAAAAGAGAGCGAGUUAUGUUUUAACACUUCUCAUCAUGAUUGUUUUCUGUGUUAUUGUCCUCCUCCUUCCCAUUUGUGGGUCAGUGCCGUCGAGUGGAUGGGUUCAGUCUCCUGGACACCCACGAGGGUAUGAUCCCGAUUCCAGCCUGACUUGGAAAGAGUGUGCUCCAACCGGACACAAAAUCACACUCACUCUCGUACAUUUGGACCUGGAAGAAAGCUUUGAGUGUGAGGACGAUUCCUUGAAGAUAUUUGCAGAUGAUAAGCUGCUUUUUAAUCUGUGUGGACGCAAGUCCAUGAAGGAGCUGCAGAGGUCUAUCAACCCUUCGCUCAGCUCCUCCUCUGGAGGUUGUCUCUCUGUUUCCUUUCUCGCAGACUACUCAAACCCUGAGAGACACACUGGAUUUCGAGGCUUUUAUGCCAUUCAGGAUGUUGAUGAGUGUGAGGACCCUGAUAAUGAGUGUACCCAUCUCUGCAAUAACUACAUUGGAGGUUAUCGCUGUUUCUGCAGACCAGGUUACAGCCUUGACCCUGAUAAGCACACCUGCCAAGUUAGCUGUAGUGAAAAUCGCACAGGCUCUCUAGAAGGUGUGCUGAUGUCACCUGGCCGGCCCGAGCCGUAUCCUGAAAACUCUGUGUGUUCUUACACUCUGGCUGUAGAGGAAGGUCUGCAGUUUGAGCUCACGUUCACAGGCGUGUUUGAUGUGGAAAUGAACGAGAACGGACAGUGUAUCGACUCAUUAACUAUAAAACCUGUCUCUGGGGAUGUUAAGACAUUUUGCGGAACGGAUCUCCCUCCGUUCUUCCUCACAAGGUCUCAACGUGUUGAGAUUAUCUUCAGGACAGACGAUAAAGGAGCAAACCGAGGAUUUAGCCUCAGUUACACAGUGAAAGAGAUGAAUUGUGUUGGACCUGUGACGCCAACAUCUAGUCUGAUUUCACAGCAUUCUGAUUCCAAAUUUCCCACGGGCUCCAAGGUUAAAGUGAAGUGUGACAAAGGACAUGUAUUACAAUCAACACUUUCUGUUUCACAGAAGGAUUCAGCCGAGGUUGAGUAUGAAUCCACAUGCCAGAGUAAUGGAAAUUGGAGUCCUGUUAUCCCCUGUGAACCCGUGGAUUGUGGCAAUCCAGAGCUUCCUGAAUUAGUGGAGCUAUCAGAAAAUGAUCCCCCAACAACUUAUCUGAAACAAAUCAGUUUCAAGUGCAAAUCUCAGUAUUAUCAACUGGAUAAAACUGGCAGUUUUACCUGUAAUGCUGAUGGUAAUUGGGUGUCUGAGAGUGGUCAAAAUUUAUCAGAAGAUUUGCCUAAAUGUGAACCAGUCUGUGGAAUGAAUACAGAAGUCUCUUCUGGUGGCAGAGUCUAUGGUGGGAAGCCAGCCACACUGGGGCAGAUUCCCUGGCAGCUCUUACAUAAGUCAACUCCCAGAGGUGGUGCGUCUCUGAUCAGUGAUUACUGGGCUCUAACUGCUGCUCAUGUGGUGGAUGGAUAUGAAGAAAACCCUAUGAAUUGGUUUGGAGGACUAAUUGAUGGUCAGGACAAAAACCCAGUCAUUAUGGUGACAGAGAAGAUCAUAAUUCACCCAAAUUAUCAGAAAGUUGGUAAAAAUGUAAUACCAAACAAUUUUGAUAAUGACAUCGCACUCAUCAAAAUGUCUGCCAGGGUGACACUCGGUCCAAACAUCAGGCCAGUGUGUCUGCCAAACAAAACAGAUGAACUUGUGGAGGAGGGCACAGUCUCAGGUUUUGGUAGAAUGGUAGAAAAUGGAAAGGAAAGGAGGAGUCAAUAUCUGCUUCAUGGACUUGUUGAGAUAUAUUCAUCUUCUGAUAAAUGUCAUUCAAGAGGUUUACCUGUCACUCAUAACAUGUUCUGUGCUGGAGGAGAUCAAGUAGACAGUUGUAAAGGUGACAGUGGAGGUCCUUUGUUUUCCCCUGUUCUGGGCUAUGGGUCUCCAGAAAAGCCUUAUCGUCUCGCAGGCAUUGUAUCAUGGGGUCCUCCUGGAUGUGGAAAGGAAAGCUUGAAGGGCUACUAUACUAAAGUCCAAAACUACCUGGGUUGGAUCAAAGAAACCAUGGAAAAAAACCUCACGACUGCAUUAAGUGAAACAGUUAUUGACAUCCGCAUAGCUGUUAUGGAUGGAAUUCAUCGAAUAAUUUGGAUUUGCCUGCUGUGGGCUUGUGUGAAUGUGUGUGAAUGCAAGCCGGCCUUGUUUGGAGAAGUGUCUUCUCCACAGUACCCUCAGCCAUAUCCAGAGGAUCUCCAAGAACAGUGGGACCUGGAAGUGCCUCAAGGCUACCAGAUCAAGCUAACAUUCAAUCACCUGGACAUUGAGCCCUCUCCAAACUGUUACUACGAUUCUGUCUCGGUUUUGUCUGAUGAGAAGGUUCUGGGGAAGUUCUGUGGGCAGAAUUCCACCGACAGGUUUCACCCAGGUGAAAAGCCCAUCCUGGCUCCCGGUAACCGUCUCCAGCUGGUUUUUCUGACGGACGACUCAAAUCAAGAGUCACACUUGGGAUUCACUGCAUUCUACCAGGCUCUUGACAUAGAUGAGUGUUCAUCGUCCAGUGUGUUGAAAGAUCCACCAUGUUCACAGAUAUGUCUCAACACUCUUGGCUCCUACCUGUGUGCAUGUCACCAUGGUUACACACUAAAGCCCGACCAACGCACCUGUGCCUUGGACUGUGGAGGUGGGGUACACAGUGAACUAGAGGGGACCAUCUCCAGUCCCGGUUACCCAGACAUGUCCCCACCAGAUCUGGACUGCAUCUACAGCAUCUCUGUGCAGCCAGGCUUUAUUAUCACUCUCAACUUUAGCCAGAACUUCCAAAUAGAGCAGGUCUACAAUCAAGGACCAACCUGCCUCUACCACUGGCUGCAAGUGUCUGUCUUAGGAAAAGAUCAGAAGUACUGCGGAGAAAAAAGCCCUGGGGUCCUCGACACUGGCACUCACUCUGUCCAGCUGGAGUAUCACACUGACAGAUACGGACAGAGCCAGGGCUGGAGCUUACAUUACACCACACAGAGGGUGAAGUGUCCGCAUCCGGGCAGUAUCAGCCAUGGAAAAGUCACACCAGUUUUUGCCCAGUACUUGUACAGAGACUACAUUCAUGUGCGAUGUAACCCAGGAUACAAGCUCAUGAUGGGAGAGAAAGAGAUUGCAAGUUUUAAGUCCAUGUGUCAGAGUAAUGGACAAUGGCAUUUGACACUGCCAGAGUGCAAGAUUAUUGACUGUGGAGAACCAAAGCUGCUGCCUAAUGGAGGCUUUCAGUUUAUCAGUGGAGAACACAACGAAUAUCUCUCUGUCAUAGAGUAUCGCUGCAAUGAGCCUUACUACAAAUUUAAGGAUACUCCUAGAGUAAGUUUCAAGUGUGCAAGUGACCGGAAAUGGACAGAAGACAACAACAUUGAUGUUAUUCCUCGUUGUUAUCCUGUGUGUGGAAUGAAUACAGAAGUCUCUUCUGGUGGCAGAGUCUUUGGUGGGAAGCCAGCCAAACUGGGGCAGAUUCCCUGGCAGCUCUUACAUACGUCAGGUCCCAGAGGUGGUGCGUCUCUGAUCAGUGAUUACUGGGCUCUAACAGCUGCUCAUGUAGUGGAUGGAUAUGAAAAUGACAACAUGACUUGGCUUGGAGGAAUGAUUAAGGAUGAUGACAAAAACCCAGUCACUAUGAAGGCCGAGAAGAUCAUAAUUCACCCCAAUUAUUAUAAGGUUGGUCGGGGUGGUUCUCCAACAACCUUUGACAAUGACAUUGCUCUAAUCAAAAUGUCUGCCCAGGUUCCACUCGGUCGAAACAUCAGGCCAGUGUGUUUGCCAAAUCAAACACAUGAACUUGUAAUGGAGGGCACAAUGGGUAUUAUAUCAGGUUUUGGGGGGUUUGAUGGGAAGAUAAAAAGUACAAUUUUACGAUACGGGCUUGUUCAGGAAUAUACUCUUGAUAAGUGUGAAUCAGGGGAUCUGCCUGUCACAGAUAACAUGUUUUGUGCUGGAGACGAUGUUAAAAGUGUUGACAGUUGUAAAGGUGACAGUGGGGGUCCUCUGUUCUUACCCAUGUUGGGCUAUGGAACUAAAGAGCAGCCCUAUGAGGUGAGGGGCAUUGUGUCAUGGGGUCCUGAAAAAUGUGGCUCUAAAGGUUUCUACACUAAAGUGCAGAACUAUCUUGACUGGAUAGAAGAAACAAUGGCAAAUAAUUAGCAUAAAAGCUCAUUAAAUAAAAUUGGUGCCUAAUUCUGUCUAUUCUAAUUUGUUAAAAUGGUACAAAAUAAACUAGCAAAGAUGA
Molecule: messenger RNA, 4309 nt
Organism: Pimephales promelas (fathead minnow)
Lineage: Eukaryota; Metazoa; Chordata; Actinopteri; Cypriniformes; Leuciscidae
Source: RefSeq, a predicted model, not a curated record